This is a messenger RNA of Penicillium paradoxum, 375 nucleotides long. Its product is annotated as CVNH domain-containing protein. The record is from RefSeq and is a predicted model, not a curated record. The coding region runs from base 1 to 375 and encodes 124 amino acids. NCBI's taxonomy places the organism in Eukaryota, Fungi, Ascomycota, Eurotiomycetes, Eurotiales, Aspergillaceae. The transcript has 2 exons.
AUGAUACUUACCCUCCACACUCUACUUUGCAUUCUUCUCUCCCAAAUCGACACCAUGAGCUUCCACGCUUCCGCUUCCAACAUUGAGCUUGAGGAUGGCCACAUCCUCAAGGCCGUCCUCCGCACCGAGGAUGGUGACGAGCAGGAGUCCACCAUGGAUCUCAACCAGCACAUCGGAAACGACAACGGUCACUUCCAAUGGGACGGUGGAGACUUCCAGCACAGCGCAGAGGACAUCAGCUUCAGUCUCGAGGGAGACGACGACGUGCCCGUUCUCCGUGCUGUCUUGCGCGACGUCGAUGGAGAGGGACACAAUGCCGAUAUCAACCUUUCCGAGCGCAUCGGCAACGACAACGGAACUCUCGUCUUCAACUAG